CACAUAUAUGCUCAACUUUACAAACUAACGUACAGAUCCUAGCCGAACCGCAGUUCUUUUUGCUACCUUCGCCACCCACGGCAUUUAUAUCAUCUACCGUUAAUAGUAUUUAGCGAAGCCUUCAGUACUGCGCAAUGUCAACCACGACUCCAAAGUUCAACUCCAAAUCCCCCACCAUCCGCCGUAUCCUCCGCGAAGCCCACGAACUCACCAGCUCCCCGUCGGCCGACUACCACGCGGUCCCGCUCGAGACGGACCUGUUCGAGUGGCACUUCACCCUGCGCGGGCCGCCCAAGUCGCCCUUCGAGUCGGGCAUCUACCACGGCCGCAUCGUGCUCCCGCCCGGCUACCCGCUGCGCCCGCCCUCCUUCCGCUUCCUGACCCCGUCCGGCCGGUUCGAGACCAACCGGGAGAUCUGCCUCAGCAUCUCGGGCCACCACGAGGAGACCUGGCAGCCCGCCUGGGGCAUCCGCACCGCCCUGGUCGCCCUGCGGACCUUCAUGGAGACGGACGUCAAGGGCCAGCUGGGCGGCCUCGAGAGCGGCGAGGCCGUGCGCCGCCGGCUGGCCGCGGAGAGCAGGGCGUGGCGGUGCGGCGUCUGCUGCGGGGGCAAGACCAACGCCGAGAUCCUGGCCGAGUGCGAGGAGAGGGUCAAGGAGAGCGGCGGGGAGGGGAGAGGAAGGGAAGAAGAGGUCCAGGUGCCGGAGGAGCUGAGGAUGGGGUGGCGCGACGAGAUGGAGGCCGAUCAGCGAGGCUCGGGCCAGCAGAGCCAGGACGACCGGGACGGAGAGAGCGACGCGCUGGCCGAGGGGUUCGUGCAGACUACCCCGUCGGGGGAAACGUCAGCGAGUGGACAGCACCAGCUACACGAUCAGCAACGACAACAACAACAACAACAAGAACAACAACAACAACAACAACAACAACAGUUUGCACAAGGGAGCACCGUGCCGCAGCCGCCGACAAGGACAACGCCUUCGUCAAGUCCGCUAGAAGCGACGACAGCCGGCCCGGCGCUGCAGCAAGCUCGGCAGGGGCCGGUGGAUGAGACGACAGUGUGGCUGGACCGGCUGAUCUUUGCCGUGGCUGUUCUCCUGGCUGCUGUGGUCGCCAAGGUCAUGCUGGCAUGAGCUUGGUGCUAUGGCGGGUCUCCCUUUCAAGUAAGUCGUUUUUCAACAUGGCCAGGCCAUGGAAUUGGUUUUAGCGUUGCAUAGACAAAGAUUGUUUCCAUCCAUGACAACUCGAAUGUUUUACCUGAGUCC
Thermothelomyces thermophilus ATCC 42464 is the source of this 1262-nucleotide messenger RNA. RefSeq lists its product as uncharacterized. The transcript is spliced from 2 exons. The coding region runs from base 135 to 1130 and encodes 331 amino acids. NCBI's taxonomy places the organism in Eukaryota, Fungi, Ascomycota, Sordariomycetes, Sordariales, Chaetomiaceae. The record is from RefSeq and is a predicted model, not a curated record.